AUGGUCGUCUACGCUGAUGCUGCUCCGUCCCUGGCUGGCAGCACGAUAAUGCUAACGAUAGUGGCAUUAUUGACCUACGGCUUGCGGGUUUACUGCAGAUUGACUCGCAAGUCAUGGGGGAUAGAGGACUGGAUCAUGACGGUAGCAAUGAUACCAUUUGCCGUGCUUGUAGCUGGGUGUGCUGGGGGUGCAUUCAAUGGAAUUGGCGCUCGUAAUUCGACGCUCGAAAAGGUCGGCAAUGAGAAGUACGCAGCAGAAGGAAAGAAGUUCUUCCUCAUCUUUGAAGUCGGCUACUGUGCUGCCAUCAUUCCAAUCAAGCUUAGCAUCAGUUGGAUGUUGAUUCGAGUGGCACAGGGGCGCAAGACGUACCUUUAUACCCAAUAUGCCGUGAUUGCUAUGUUCGUUAUCAUGAACAUCGUCGCUUUGAUCUUCAUCUUGAUCAAUUGUAUACCCGUGGAAGCCGCCUGGAGCGAAGAAGCUCUCAAAAAUGGAGGCCAUUGCCAACCAAGCUAUGUCCUUGCUGAUGUGUACUACGCGUGUACCGCCGUGAACAUUGCUACCGACUGGGUGACAGCUUUCCUGCCGGUGCCUCUGCUUUGGAACGUUCAGAUCAAUCGCAACACCAAAAUCUCGAUUAUUGCCCUGAUGGGCCUCGGCGUCUUUGCAUCCCUAUCAGCAUGCAUUCGACUAAAGUACACAGUCGCUUUAACUAACCAAGAAGACUACCUCUACGGAGUCGCAGACGUUGUAAUCUGGGGAUUCGCGGAAAACAGCCUCGGCAUGAUAGUUGGCAAUGUUGCAACCCUACGCCCACUCUUCCGCAUCCUCCGCGAUAGCAAGUCCUCGGACUAUAGGACUUAUCACCAAUCACCCGGGAUGAACAGCUCCCAUCGCCCUGCGGGCGGAAUGCGGUCGCGAAACUACGAGCUUUCCGAAAAUAUGAAAGGCCCCAAUCGUACUACCACCACAUCAACGAUAAACCAUAACCCACGCGGCAGCCUAAGCGAUGGAGAUAGCCAGAAGGAUAUUCUGGAGAACGGCCAGCAGCCAGGCGAAGCAGAUAUUGUCGUCAGCCGACAGAUUGUUGUAGCGUACAACUAG
Molecule: messenger RNA, 1101 nt
Organism: Penicillium crustosum
Lineage: Eukaryota; Fungi; Ascomycota; Eurotiomycetes; Eurotiales; Aspergillaceae
Exons: 6
Coding region: 1-1101 (366 amino acids)
Source: RefSeq, a predicted model, not a curated record